AUGCUUAUUAAAGUCAAGACCCUCACAGGCAAGGAGAUUGAGAUCGAUAUCGAGCCGAAUGACAAAAUUGCUCGCAUCAAGGAGCGCGUUGAAGAAAAAGAAGGCAUCCCUCCACCUCAGCAACGAUUGAUCUAUGGUGGCAAGCAAAUGGCUGAUGAAAUGACGGCUCAGCAAUACGCUAUUGAGGGCGGUUCCGUGCUUCAUUUGGUGUUAGCGCUUCGUGGUGGUCAAUAA
Messenger RNA from Radiomyces spectabilis, 234 nucleotides. RefSeq names its product ubiquitin-related domain-containing protein. The coding region runs from base 1 to 234 and encodes 77 amino acids. The record is from RefSeq and is a predicted model, not a curated record. The transcript has 4 exons. Gene Ontology annotation, biological process: regulation of proteolysis; protein neddylation; modification-dependent protein catabolic process. Gene Ontology annotation, cellular component: nucleus; cytoplasm. Gene Ontology annotation, molecular function: protein tag activity; ubiquitin protein ligase binding. Lineage: Eukaryota; Fungi; Mucoromycota; Mucoromycetes; Mucorales; Radiomycetaceae.